Molecule: messenger RNA, 974 nt
Organism: Ananas comosus (pineapple)
Lineage: Eukaryota; Viridiplantae; Streptophyta; Magnoliopsida; Poales; Bromeliaceae
Product: zinc finger protein ZAT12-like
Exons: 1
Coding region: 77-631 (184 amino acids)
Source: RefSeq, a predicted model, not a curated record
UAUAUAUAUUCAUUCUAUUUAGGAACAAAAAUAUACAUAUACAUAUAUAUACAAAUAGCGAAUUUGUGUUGAGAACAUGAAGAGGAUUAGGUUCGGAGACGAAGAGCGAGUGGAGGCCGUGGAUAGCAUCACCACGGCCAACGUGCUGAUGCUCCUUUCGCGGGGCGGCGGCGAAGAAACUGACGCUUUUUCGCCAGCGGCGGCGGCGGCGGUGGCGGCUGCGGCUGCGCAGGCGUCGCGGGUGUUUGAGUGCAAGACGUGUAGCCGCAAAUUUCCGUCCUUCCAGGCCCUCGGCGGGCACCGGGCCAGCCACAAAAAGCCGCGGCCCGCGACCGACGCUAUUGGACCCGCCAACGGGCCUAACGCGCCCGCAAAGGCGCGGGUGCAUGAGUGCUCGAUCUGCGGGCUCGAGUUCGCCAUCGGGCAGGCCCUCGGCGGCCACAUGCGGCGGCACCGCGCGGUGGGGGCGGCAGAGGCGGAGGCGGAGGCGGAGAAGAAGCCGGAGGAGAGGAGGAGGAUGCUGUGGGUUGACUUAAACCUUACUCCCCUGGAGAAUGAUAUGGAGUGUAGGAAAAUUAAUUUGGGGCUUAAGAUUGUAGAUAACAUUCCUAUGGUGGGUUGUUUGCAUUAAGGGUUUUUUUUUCUAUUAAUUUUUUUUUAAAAAAAAAACCAUAUAGUUAGGGAGAAGGAGGAGGGGGUUUAUAUAUAUUUAUAUAUGCUAAUUAUAUCUUCUAAUUGAUGAUUCUCUUUUACCUUUUUUAUUGCUUUGGCCUACUCUUUUUUGUGGGAGUGGCUAAUGAUGUUUUGGGGCCAAAUAAUCACCAUAGGAGACCAUUUCUCUGGCACUAAUUAUUACGAACCAAUAUGUGAUAUUGGGUGGAAUAUGGAGAUUAUAUCUCCUGGUAAUAAUUCACUCUCUUUUUGGCUUGCUUUUGGUGUACAUAAUAUAAUAAAAGAUUAUUUCUCCUUUUCAA